AUGCAUUCCUUCAAUAAAUACGUGGAGAUAUCUAAUACAACAAGAAUUUUGUUUGAACAUAUUCCGCUCACCUACUUGUCCCAUACAAAAGUGGAGGGGAAUUUAGCCUUCUGCCUAUGUACAUAUUCUGCUAUGUCUCUACAAAAAAAGGAUACGAUGACAAUAGAUGUUUUUAGUGUACAAAACAUGACAUUUAAAUUCUUUGCCUCAACGUCUUUGGUACCGAAUAUAGUGCAAACCCCUGUUCACAUUCUUCUGUCUCGUCUCAAAUCCGCAGUGAAUAUUGGUGAUUGUGCUUCCCUGUCAUUUGCCCGACCACCCACUUGUGACUUCAUAUUAUGCAAUUUGGAGGGUGUGCUUUUUUGUGCAGAUGUUUCAAUGCAUUUACUACUGUCAGGCAUAAAUGUCAAGCACUGCAAGAAAUUGAAACAAUGGAAACGAUCUACGAAACGCAUUUAUCUCAUGCUUAGGCACGCAUUUCAUCCCAAUGAGCUUUGUGAUGCAGCAUCGAAUGGGACUGCGAAUUGUCGCAAAAGCCACUUCAGUCAUGCUCCUUGGUUUGGCCAGCUAACUGCGCAACUAGAGCCAAUGCAGACAUUUGUUCCUUUGUGCCAAGGAGUUCUGCUCUUUUUAAGAAAACUAAAGCGCUUUAGUUUACAAGCUAGAUUAUGGCGUUUCAACAAAAAUAAAGGUUAUUCUUCAUUUCAAGAUGAUACCACACAAGCAUUGAUUUUGCGAUGGUCUCAAAAGACGUGCCUGAAAUAUAAUGUGCAUACAGCGAGUGCUAAAGUAGCGAAUGAGGCCUCGGAAUUUGGAAGGUUUUACAUGUACUGUACAAGUUUAUUUGCUUUGAACAUCGAUGAGGACCGCAGCAAUACGACUUUAAAAGACAUCGACAGUCUGAAACAAGUGGCUUUACGUAGAACAACAAAACUGCGACUACGUUACGGGAUCAUCAUUUAUUAG
This is a messenger RNA of Echinococcus granulosus, 966 nucleotides long. RefSeq lists its product as hypothetical. The coding region runs from base 1 to 966 and encodes 321 amino acids. The transcript is spliced from 6 exons. The record is from RefSeq and is a predicted model, not a curated record. NCBI's taxonomy places the organism in Eukaryota, Metazoa, Platyhelminthes, Cestoda, Cyclophyllidea, Taeniidae.